Molecule: messenger RNA, 2361 nt
Organism: Heterocephalus glaber (naked mole-rat)
Lineage: Eukaryota; Metazoa; Chordata; Mammalia; Rodentia; Bathyergidae
Source: RefSeq, a predicted model, not a curated record
CCGGGCCCAUUAUCUAUAGAACAUUCUGUCAAUGUGCUGAUUGUUCCUUUUUUUCCAUAAACUCUACAUGUAGCCACCCCUCAACCCCCCAUGCUCGCUAAAUAUCAACCAAUCAUGUAACUGCUGAAUGAAACAUCCCCAAACCUUGCAGUGGCUAUAAUAAAAACCCUGUGAUUUGGAGUUCGGGGCUCUCAAUCCUGAUCCGCUGCGUCGGUGAUGGUUGAGUGCCCCUGCUCGAGCUUGAAUAAACAACUCUCGUGUGUUUACAUCAAAAUCGGCUCCUUGGUGGUCUUUGGAGACUUCGUGAUCUGGGCACAACAUUUGGGGGCUCGUCCGGGAUCCCCAAGACCCUCAGGAUUCCCGUACCAGAGGGUUGACGCCAGCUGGUGAGUGUUUCUGUGUCUGUAAAGUCUGGGGCCCAUUUUCUGGGAAGGUCGGCAAACGGUCUAGGCAGACGCGCUUCGAGGGCCGCCGACCCGGGAUCCUGGAAGACGUUCCGGGAUCCUUCUGGAGGGGAUGGAGUGCCCCGUGAGUAUGAGUCUGUGGGACUCCUAGGGGGAUGGUGCGGGUCGCUCCCGAGCUACGGCGUGAGGCCGCCGUCCCAUGCUUUGUUGCUUUUCUGUUGUGUCUGUUUGUUUAUUGUGUGACUUGGACUGAGACGACGGGACAGAAUGUGACUACCCCCCUUUCCUUGUUAACAGGUCGUUUCGGGGAAGUUAAAAAGCGAGUGCAUAAUGUGAAUUUAAAAAUUAAAAAGAGAAAGUUAAUCACCCUUUGCAGAUCAGAAUGGCCAACUUUUAAGAAGCAGCCGCCUGCAGCAGUCCUAGCGGUGCGCGAAAGAACCACCAGAGGAGACUACCGGAGAGGACAAAUCGACACCAAAGCCACGGCGCCGCUAUACCCAGUUCUCCAAGGAGGAACUGAGGAAGAUCUCCUUUUUCCCCCUCCCUACCGCCCGCACCCCGCUCCUCCACUCCCCCCGCCCCCGUCGGGGGUGGAAGGUAGAGCCCCUGCGGCCGCAGCGGGGGCGAAGGAAAUAGCCCCGGAGGUAGCCCCGGCGGUAGCUGGGGAGAAGGUGCCUGCCCGGGCGGGCAUUGCUAGAGGGGAUGGCCCCGCCCAAAACACCCGCAAUUGCCUGCGCAGCCUCCACGGUGGCUGGCGGGGUGGCUGGCGGGGCCGGCGGAUUCCACUGUCCUCCCGUUGAGGGCGACGACCCCCCGAUGAGCAUGGCAAUCAGCCUCUCCAGUAUUGGCCCUUUGCCACUAGUGACCUUUAUAAUUGGCUCACACAACACGCCAAGUUUUCCGACAAUCCCAGGGAUCUAAGCCAACUGUUUUGUUAACCCACCAGCCCACUCGAAAUGACUGUCAACAGCUCCUCCAGAUCCUGUUCAUGACGGAGGGACAUAAAAGAAUUCAGAACGAGGUCAGAAAAUUGGUUCCUGGUGACGAUAACCUUUCCUUCCCAUUGCCCCGGCCCGACUGGGACUUCAGCACAGCAGAAUGUAAGGAAAGACUCUGGGUCUACCGCCAGACUCUGUUGGGAGAUCUCAAGGUGGCUACUUGUAAGUGCACCAAUUUGGCCAAGGUAGGGGAUGUACAACAGGGACCAAACGAAAGCCCUGCAGCCUUCCUAAAAGCAAUUCAGGAAGCCUUCCGUAGGUAUACUCCUAUAGAUCCAAAAGCAAUUGAGACAAGGGCAGCUGUAGUAAUACAUUUCGUCAACCAGGCGGCGCCAGAUAUUAAAAGAAAGUUACAGAAAGUAGACAGACUGGGAGAAAAAAGUAUUCAGGACAUAGUGACAGAAACAAGAGAGAGACUGCAGAGGAAAGACAGACAAAGGCUGAUGAUCGACAAACUAGGAACCUAGCUCGGAUCCUUCUUGCCACCACUACGGGAGAGCCAAAGGAACGUGAACGUCGACUGAGAAAUAUUGCAGCAAAAGGACAAGGUAAGGGGAAACGUAGGGAUCACCCCCGAUUGGGAAAGAACCAGUGUGCUUAUUACAAAAAAAAAAGGCUACUGGGCCAGAGAAUGCCCUAAGAACCCAAAAAGCCGCCUCCAAAACCCCCAAUUGACUCUGUUACAAUAUGUAGGUGAUCUUCUUAUAACAGCUGAGACACAGGAGGACUGCCUAGAUGGAACCAAGAAACUCUCAACGGUUAUAGAGGAACUGGGAUACUAGGCGUCUGCCAAAAAGGCCCAAAUCUGCAAACCCGAGGUAAGCUACCUGGGGUACAUACUUAAAAAGGGACAAAGAUGGCUAUCCGAUGCUAAAAAAGAGACAUUUCUUAAGAUACCUACACCAGACUCUCCUCAAAAAGUUAGAAAAUUCCUAGGAUCGGCUGGCUUCUGACGCUUA